Messenger RNA from Pelobates cultripes (western spadefoot toad), 16439 nucleotides. The record is from the annotation of a GenBank genome assembly. Lineage: Eukaryota; Metazoa; Chordata; Amphibia; Anura; Pelobatidae.
CCGGAAGUGAGGCAGAUGGACAGGUUUCUGCUGCUGCUGGCGUUAUCAGAUAGGCUGCUGGCUGCCAGUUUCCGGUUGCUGUCUUGCCCUGGCAGAGAGAGAUGGAGCUGCUCCUGGUGCUGGUUCUGGGGGUUCUGAGCGGCUCUGCCGUGGAAGUGAAAAGACCCAGAGGGGUUUCCCUGUCCAGUGAGUGCCAUCAGUGUGUCCAUUAGUUCUAGUCUGUGUGACAGCCCCCCUCCCUGCCUCCCCCUUAAGGUCACAGCUCAUCAUGUGCAAUCAGGGCUGCUCAUUAAAGUGGCAAUACAAAGUGAAUUUAAGGGGGAAUUCUGCUCACCAUAACAACUUCAUCUAAAAUGAUCUGCUGAUUGACGUCAGCUGACCCUUCCAGCCAAUCAGUGGCAGCCUUGCGCUUCCUGUAACUGAGAUUCAGGAGCUGGAUGCCGCCUGUGAGCGACGAAGGCAAUUUUUUGGGGGUUAAAUUAAGAACGUAUUAUCUCCUUAAGGUAAGAAUGCGUCUGGUGGUCUUCUGACACUAUAACAACCUUAUUUAGAUGAAGUAGUUAUGGUGUCAAGAGGGUCCCUUUAAGGUCACCAUAGUGGGAGCUGGAAGAAUUCUCCAAGUCGGCUAGGCACGUUCAACUAAUCUGGUCUUUAAUUUGGAAUUCACUUUUGAAUUCCCGCUUUAGUAAAUAUCUCUGAAUGUGAAUUUAAUGGGGGGGGUUUUUUUAAGGCUAAAAUGAAGAUUGCUUCCUCUGAGAAAACUCCUUGUUUCUUUAAUUGUGGUCUAAAUUUGGAAUUCACUUUCAGUUCCUGACAAUUUACAUUUUAGAGGACAAUGAACAGUGAAUGAAUUGAUUUGUAACAUGUAGACCAAAGCAGACAAAUUGAUAAUAACUGCAUUGGACAUCUUCUUCAGUUUAACCGUUUCGUCUUAAUAUGUGGUUAGUUCCCAGCAAUUCUAUUAUUUGAAAAAUAUUGUAUUACCCAGAUACUUUAUUAAUAUGCAAAGGCUGCAAUUGUUUCUAGGUGCAAUAGUUUCCAGGUGUGGCUGUGUCCUUCUCUCAAAGUUCAGCGUACCUUUUUAUAUAUGUGUGUGUGUGUGUGUAUUAUGUGGUUGAGAUCCACAGUUGCAUAGAAAGGUAUUCUUGCAUAGAGAUAACAUAACUAUAAGUUCACGGUUGACCUAGUACUGAUCUGUACAUGCAGCUACUGAUUUGUGAUUAUUGUGCAGAGCAGAUUAUCAUAUAUUAGCUGGUGAUUAACAUGCAAAGUAUUCAAUAUAUUUAAAUGUAUGCAGAGCAUUUAAACCACUUUUCCAGGUGACUGGCAUGCUUAUAUCAAGAACACUUAGAAUAUACACAAUUUUGUCUUGAACAGAAAAUUAAGUGAAUUAAACAUUUUUUUGUUUUGUUUGUUGUUUUAGGUUGGCAUUGUCCAUGCUAACUAGACCAAUUGGCAUUUUAAUUUUCAGUGAAGCAGGCAUAUUUAUUAAGGAACAACUGCCCACUCCAGGCACCAUAACAACUGCAUUGGUGUAACGACAUUGUGAUACAAGGAGGUCCUGGGCUUACCUGAAUGAAAUAAAUAGUCAAUUCACCCUCUCCUUGAUAUUCUGCGCCAUUGCAAAUGUGACAGACCAUUCCUAGGUAACCGGAGUAUCGCCUCUUUUCUAUUCCAAUGGAGAUACUGACAAAAUCUGGACUGUUUCUAGGUCAGUAGGACUGAUUUGGAAACCUCUGGUUUUCAGGUAAGCUGGUGCCUGUGACCACCUCUGUAAACUGGCACCUUAUACCUCUUCAUACCAUAACAGCUUCACUCUGAUGAUGUUAUGGUGCCCAGGUGUUCCUUUAAACUCUCAUAUGGAGGGACGGGGAAUAUGCCACCAUUGCUAAUUUGUUGCUUGUACGGUUUGCCUGCUGAAUACAAAUACAUUUUGUUCCCAUAUUUGGUUUAGCAGCCCACAACGCUCAUGUUUGGCUGUUAAUGAUGAUGCUAACUGCAGACAUAAAUAUGUCUGUGCAGCCGCUCUGUAAGAAACGCUACACAGGAGCGGAGCCUAACUGCCAAAGCGCAUGUUCGCACACUCCUGAUGCUCCAGGCUAUAAGCGACUACAAGGCACUAAAUCAGGGCAAUUACCCAGCCAAAUCUGACCCCAGGGACCUCACCUGACAGCCCAGGCAUUAUGGGGCGCAAGUUCAAAAAGUCCAAACCCGACCCAAUCUUGGGAUGAAUAUCCGCAACUUGUGGUGACAGGCGCAUGGCGCGAGCGGACCUAACAUGGGUGCAUUCUCGGUAGGCUGGUCGGAUAUUUCAAAUGACAGAUCCCUUGAAGAAGAAGCAAUACACUUACCCACGCCAGCAAAACAAACGGCGACCCAACGGAACCGGACUCCUCUCCGGUCAUUAUUUCUGUCUUGAAGGGGCUCCUAGCGGAACUACAAAACACAUUGCAAGCUGACAUAGCUACAAUCAAUGGCGGCCUGCAAGGCCUAACAGGCCUCAUUGGUGCACUGGAGGAAGCUUCCCACAAGGGCUCCCAGCAAAUGGAGAUGCUGGAACGAGCGGUGCAAGAACUGCAACGACAUAACCAAACAUGAAUGCCGCUUUGCGGCACAGGAAGACUGCCGUCGACGGAACAAUUUGAAAAUUAGGGGGAUUCCUGAGGAGGUUUCUGGCGCGCAAAUGCCGCAUCUACUGAGGAGAUUGAUAUGGGCUUUGCUCCCGCCAAGGCAGUAUCCCUGGAUGGACUUUUCCAUGUCCCCAAAGCACCCUCCACUGUUCCUAGGGACCUAAUAGUGCAUUUCCAGAGCAGUACAGACAAAGAUGCCGUCCUGACUGCACUAAGGAAACCCCUCUUCCAAUUUGAGAAUGUCACUUGGGGUCUACGCAGACCUAUUUAGCAGCACACUGGCCUGGCGACGGUCGCUUAAACAUCUCACCAUGCUUUUACAACAACACAACAUUCAUUACCGCUGGCGCAUGCCACGCACACGUAUAGUACAACAUUGGGACAGUGAAUACCCUCUUCAGGAUCUAGAGAGCGCAACAAUGACACUACGAGACUUAGGUCUCCCACAGGACUGUCUGACCCGAAAUUAAUCCAUUGCCGGCUCCAAGAUCCCACAUUCCUGGGACCCAACCAGAAUCACUCUGUUUACCCCACAUCAACCCUCAGCGGAAGCAUGCGCGGCAGCCACUACUUGAACCCCCAAAGGGCCCCAAGACCUGCACAGUGCUGCAACUCCGAACUGUUCUGUUUCUUGCUACUGUUUGUUUAAGUUCUAAUUUUUUUUUUUUUUUUUAAAUCUCCUUAGCAAGCAUAGAUCAGGCACCAGACCUGACAUCAAGCGCUGACCAUUGGGUAUAGCCCACGACUGGCAUCCCCUUCCCCCCCCGCCUCACUGCCAUUCCACUAACCUAUGCCCUCUCCAUAACCCAAAGAGGCGUAAAACUCUCCUUUAACCACAUAGCGCACAAGCCACAGCGAUAAGGCCCAAACUCAGACCUACCGCUUUUAAUCACCACCGCCCCAGGCCUAGCCACGUCCCAACAUCCAACAGGAUUGGCCCCUUAAUGAACGCCACCACAAGCAGGAAGCCCAUCUCCUUCAUACACUAGUACUCACCUUUUAGCACAAUAUUCCCCACAACAUACCGUUACUGACCCAAGAUGUUAAAUGCCGUAUGUUUGUCUCUAAAUAUCUAAAACGUCAAUUCAUGUGUUAUCCUAUUCCUACUGACUGUUACUUGUGUUUGCUAUGGUAUGUACAAUUUGCAAGUUUGGUCUUGUUGUCACAGUAAAGCAUAACUGUGAGUUGACACAAAAAUAAUUACAAAAAGAAAAAAAAAACACUGCACAUACAGAUUCCAAAUCACUGAAGUGGUCAUGGUGCUUGGAGUAAUCCUUUAACUUUUUGGUAUAUAUUUUUAAAUCCCUAAGCUAAUGCCACAUAAAUUGAAUCAAAUGCCCUAUUUUAAUCUGCCUGUACAUUUCAUUAUAUUGCAAAUGGAUAGAAAACCUAUGUAUUAUCUUUAACAUGUAGUUGAUUUUGACUAGAUAAAACUAGCAUUUUAAAUUGGUUCUCAGCUGCAUCGCACGUAAUCAAUAUCAAAUUAUGUGUAGUGUAUGUGCUGUUAAAGAAUUGACACUAAACGGGCAUUCUAAGUAUCAUUGCCACUACAGCAGUUCAUUGUAAUUUAUUUAUUAAUUACUGAUAUUUAUAAAGCGUCAACAGAUUCCGCAGCGCUGUACAAUUAGUGGAGGACGUAAAAUAUAUACAAACGGUUUAGAGGGCCCUACCAGUAAGCUAAGAUCUAGCCAUUUAAGUUCUUUUAUAUAAAGUGCAUAGGUAGAUAGUCAGUGAGCUUACAAUCUAAAGGAUACAGUGGGGAUUUGAGACAAGCUGUAGCAGGGGAAAUUUGGAAGUGAUGGCUAAAAAAGUAAACAGAGUUGCAGCUAUUAGUAAAAUAUAGAGGGAAUGAUAAGGUAAUGGAGUGAAUUUUUUUAGCUGGAACAGCAUUCUAUAAAUAAUGGGGGAGCCUUGGUGGGUGGGUUGAGCCGAGUAGAAUUGUAGAGGCUUGUUUGCUGAUGGUACGGGUGGAUCUGGUCCUAAUGGAGCUGUAGAGAUAUAGUUAUCUCAAGGGAUUUACAGCUAGGAGUGGCAAGCAUGGGUGAGGAGUGGGAUGGCACAAGAAACAUUUGUUGAAUUUUACCAAUUAAAUACUAACAGCCAUAUUAUUAAUUAACCCCUUAAGGACACAUGACAUGUGUGACAUGUCAUGAUUCCCUUUUUAUUCCAGAAAUUUGGUCCUUAAGGGGUUAAUACGUGCAACUGCAGGUUCAGAAUACUACCGUAGUACACUAUAGUUAACAAUAAUAUAAUUAAUGUUGCAGCGUUCAAUUGAAGAGGCUUGUUUGCUGCGCUUGUAAAACUUGCAUCACAAUGUUUCCAUAUAGGGAAGCAUUUGAUUAGCUAAUAUCAACAUGAUCUCAGCCAAGGAAAGGAGUGGCUUUGUGGAGACCGUUGCUGCAGAGGGCUGAAGGUUAAAGGAACACUAUAGUGUUAGGAAUAAAAAAAAAAACGUUAUUCCUAAGAAUACUAUACUGUCCCUCUGCAGUGCCCCACCUAUCAUGAAAGUGUUAAAAACCCUUCCAUUCACUUAACUGAUUCCAUCGCUGAGGUCCCCUGGUGCUGGAUUGAGAUCCUCCUCCAACGAUGUAGGGGAACUAAUGUGCUGUAGCCCUAGUGCUUCCCCAUAGGAAAGCACUGAACCAAUUAAAACUCCAAAAAGUGCCUCUAGUGGCUGUCUAGAAGAGCUAACGCUGCAAAAUAAUUAUUGCAGUUUAUCAGAAACUACCAUAAUUGGGGAAAGGGGUACUGCACCCAGACCACUUUAAUAAGAUGAAGUGGUCUUGGUGCCUAUACUGUCCCUUUUAAGUAAUACUACUCUUUUAAACACUCACAUAAAGGGGGGUUGGGAGCCCAAAAUUAGUAGUUUUAAAAUAUAGUCUAAAGAAUUGUUUGUAUUCCUAUGGUUGUAGCGUUCCUUUAAUGUAUGUCGUUAUCUAUGCGUCUUUUCAUACCUAAAAUGGGGAUUACCUUUAUGUGUUAAUACUUGGCCUUGAUUGCUAUUUGCCUCCAUUGUUCAUAUUGUGCAACAAACAGACAACGUUUAAAGAAUAUUACUUUGCCAACCGCUGGAUAUAUUCUUAAAGUGUUCUUCUUCCAGGUCGCAGUUUCUACGAUGAUUCCAAGCCGUUCACCUGCCUGGAUGGAUCGCGCACCAUUCCCUUUGACCGUGUGAACGAUGAUUACUGUGACUGCACAGAUGGGACCGACGAACCCGGUAAAAAGACAUCAAGGACAAACAACUAGAGCAUUUCCUUCUAUUGUGUUCUUUCUUCCUCUGUGGAAUGACACUUUCCAUUCCUCCUGUGUCAUGCAUGAUUUGAGUCUCUAUCCGUACACUGCAAUGAUUUGUGUUCUGUGAGUUGUGAAGGGUAAUGAAUGAGAUGUUAAGGUAUGGGGCAUUGCUGGUGUCACUGGCGUGGACCCACAUCUGAUUGUGUUAAGUCUCUGUUCUUCUCUUACAGGUACUGCAGCAUGUUCCAAUGGGAGGUUCCAUUGCACCAAUGCCGGAUUCAAGCCCCAGUAUAUACCGUCAUCACGUGUCAAUGAUGGGAUCUGCGGUGAGUGGGCAGCUUUCUCAUACUUCAUUGAAAGGGUGGAAUCUUGCCAGAGGUGUAGUGUUUAUUAACAGGUGGCAACAUCUUAUCUGUAAUGAACAGAUUCAAUCAUGGAAAAUGAAAGGGUUGGUUAACGAGAGGAUCCCUGACUUGCACACUAUUCUCCAUAACAUGAGAUGCUGAAGAUGAAUCAGAAUGUACAAAAUACUUUCAUCACCAAGUGAUGUUCCAAAUGCCUCCAGUCCAUUUCUUAUUGGAAUAGAAUUAGGGAAUCAUUAAAUCCUGGGGAUGUAUGUUGAUGGGAUUUACCAGCUAUAUGAACUUCUUGUAGAAUUAAAAUUUUUGUCUUUCUGCAGAUUGCUGUGACACCACAGAUGAGUAUAACAGUGGAGCUUUGUGUCAGAAUACAUGCAGGUGAGAUAUUUUAGACUUUUUUUUUUUUUUUUUAUCUCUUUAGAAUGAAACAUCUAGAAUUAGUUUUCUCUGUUUGCUAAUAAUUUUUUCUUCUUUCUGUCCCUUAGGGAGAUGGGGAAGAAGGAGCGAGAGGAGAUGCAGAAACAAGCGGAGGUGGCCAGAGAGGGCUUCCGGCUAAAACAACAGUUUAUCGAGGAGGCUAAGAAGAGCAGGGAGGAGAGUCAGGUACUGAGUCAGCAAGCUAGCCAGAAAAAAAGCCAUCUCUGUGUGUUCUGAAUCUGCACGACAUGUUAGAGAGAGGUUUUGUUAACUAAAAUGGGAUCUCCUGAUUAAAGGACCACUAAAGUCACCCAGGCCAUCUUGUCUCAAUGGUCAAGAUCUGGGUGUCAGUGGCCUUUUAGUUUUAUCCCUGCAAUGUGAGACCUUGUUGUUUUGUUGAAACUACAUUUUUCUAUUGCAGAGUUAACAAAUCUCUAGUAGCUGUCUUCAUGACAAUCACUAGAGGCGUCAUCUCUGUGAGAACUAGCGCAGACUCUGUUCUCAAUAACAUGCUGGUCAUAGGGAGCCCUUGAUUGGUACAUUGUUUUGUCCUCUCAAUGCUUUCCUAUGGUAAAACAUCAAAUUGGCUGAGAUCAUCAGUCAUACUGUAAAAUAGCCACGCUGGCUGUAUAACUCCACCUCCACCCUUGGACCUGAUUACGCAGUUCUCUUAUCAAUUUGCCUCAGAUUAAUAUUUAAUGAAUAAACCCUCUGGGAUAGUUUGGUGUACUAUGGAUACUAAGAAUUUGGUAUUUAUUUCUGACGCAGGCAAAGUUGCAGGACAUGGUACAGAGGCGGCAAAGUCUUCAGGAGCAGGUGGAUGUUCUGCGCUCAGAAAAAGAAGACGCAGAGAAACCUGAACGGGAAGCAAAGGAUGCCCACAAGAAGGCCUGGGAAGGUAAUGCAGGUCUUGUUUAACCCAUCCAUCAUGAUACAUAGUAUUCUGUAUGAAGCUUUGUAGUAUACGCAGAUUGAGAGUGAUUAAAAGAUUCAUGGUGCUGAGAGUCCUCAUAAUUUCCCAUCUUAAGUUCUACUGCCAUUCUCCCUUUCUUAUAAAUACCAACCUGUGCUAUAUUCCAUGAACGGCAUGAAGAAAGGGUUUUAAAUGGAAAGCUAAAGAAUCCAGAAAUCCUAAAUCUUAAACACAUUGUCUCCAUAACUCCACUCCAACCUGCACGUUCUAAUAACCAAAUUCAGUUUGUCUGUCCUUCUGCUCUGCAAGAUCCUAGCUUGUCCUACAUUUGUUUCCCUUAACACUUCUCUAGGGACGCUCUGUUCCUCACCCAAUCAUGUUUUAGCCUAUUUUCAAGUGUUUCAAGAUUAAAAAUAGGGCAAAACAACCCCCUAAACACUUAUUAAAUAACAACACCUUCCAAAAUCCUGAAACUGCACAGCAUAGAUAUACAGAGUACAGCUUGAGCCAGACCCUUCCUUCACAGUGUAACAGCUCACCCAAUCGGGAGCCACUCGUUCUGGUCUAUGGGAUGCAAUCUUAUCGCAUGUACCUCUGUGCUGAAGAAGUGUUUUGAAUAAGACAUUUAUCUCCCACCAGCCAUUCCACUUAGGGUGUGUGGAAAUUCACUAUAAUAUGAUAGCAGCUAUUUGUUUAUAUACAACACGGUUUAGUUUUGUGAAAGUAAUGGUGCUUAGUGAUCAUUUAAAACAGAGAAAAUAGAUUACCGUGAACAGGUGGUUUUUAGAGAUUUUCUUCUUUUUUUUUUUUUUUUUUCCUUCAUAGUACUUAACUGUUGCCGUCUAUUGUCUCAGCUCUAUCCAUUGUUUAUACCAACAUUCUCAUUCUCCUUCUGUUUCUUUUUAAGGAAGUCCUGUAUUUAUGUAAUUAUACUCCAUAACGAGCAGGGCACUGAUCGCCUCUUUAACCUUGUCAUUCACUUACUUGUUUUGUUUACCCAUUGUACUGCGCUGUGUUAUAUGCUGGUGGUUUAUAAAUAAAACAAGAGUUUGAAGAAAAAUAAAGUGUAAUCUGUGUUUGUUGCAGAGCGGAGGGAGGCCGAGAAAGAAGCUGUGGAGAAACAACAAGCUUCAGAGGCGUUCUCUAAUCUGGAUCUGGAUUCUGAUGGCAUGUGAGUGAAUGUAAAGGAUGUUAUCCUGCUGUGUUUACUCUGCAUAUUGCCUGGCUCCUUGACAUCACAAAGGAGAGUAGUUCACGUCUAUAUUUUGCCAUUUAUGGGUUAGAGGCUGCAAUAAAUACACUGGUACAAUGUAAAUAUUGGGGUUUCCCUAGUAAAUAAAUAUCCCAUACCACUAUGGAUUUAAGAAUAUUUAAGAAUAUAUUUGGUUCGCACAACUUAAGUCUAUUGUAUUAAACUGUACCUGUAACAAAAAAAAUGAAUACAAAUCAUAGGGAUUGUCUGUAAUAAGAAAUCUUAAGGACAAAUUGAAUCCGUAUUAAAUGGCAAGAGUAUUCCAUUCUGCCCCCUUGGUUAAAGGAGCACCUGGCACAUUCCACUUUUUGGGUCUGGUGUUGGAGAGAAGCUCUCUAACCUACUCUGGGUACAAUGAGCUCAUUGCUUAGGCACACAUUAUUUGGGGGAAAGUGGAGGGAUGAGAUGGAAGAUGCUUGUUUAUUAGUGAGGAUAUGUAGAGCGGUGGAAAAUUAUAGAGACUUUGCUCCACAUGUUGCCAAGUUGAAUAAUAUCCAAAUAACUUGAAUUACCAAAAUAUAUCCUGAAUGUUCAGAUUUUUAAACCCUUUAUUGUUCUAAAAAUGUGUAGCUGGCAUGUCCCUUUUAGAUGAUGCCACAGCACAUUGUAACAUGAUUCUGUGCAUUUAAAGUGACACUCCAGGCACCCAGACUACUUCUGCCCAUUGGAGUGGUCUGGGUGCCAACUCCCACUACCCUUAACCCUGCAAGUGUAAUAUAAAAAACUGCAAUAAUUACCUUGCAGGGUUAACUCCUCCACUAGUGGCUGUCUACUAGAGGGCACUUCCGUGUCUAUAGCACAGGUUUUUGUGUGCUAGAGCGUCGCUGGACGCUGUAUGAGGACCUCCAGCGUCGCUCAAUUCCCCAUAGGAAAGCAUUGAAAAGCAUGCGCAUUAGGUCUCGCCGAUGGGCGGGAUCAGUCUCGCCCAUCGGCUGAUGUAAGGAAGGGGAGGAGCGGCGGCGACCCGAAACCACCGCUGAGGUACAUCGGCGGGGGUCUCAGGAAAGUGACUAAAGGGGUUUUCACCCCUUCAGCAACCGGGGAUGGAAGGUGGGAGGGAGAGGGGACCUGCAGUGCCAGGAAAACGGAUUGUUUUCCUGGCACUGGAGUGUCCCUUUAAAGGGACACUCUAAGCACCAAAACAGCUUUAGUUUUAUAAAUGGUUUUGGUGUAUAGAUCAGGACCCUGCCGUUAAGGUAUUAAGUCAAUUUGUUUAUGCAGCUCUAGCCACACUUUCCCUGGCUGACACAAUGUUCAUGAAAUAAAUGGUUUAAUUUUCAUUCAGAUUUUACAGCACAGUGAGUUUACUUUAGAAGUUCUUAUCUCCUGCUAUGUUAAUUACAUUUUACUCACACAUAGGAGACUAGCAGGUUAUUAACAGAACAGGAGGUAACAAAUUAUAACCUGCUCAAAGAACUGUUUGCAUAUAAAGCCAAGAUUUAUCUUGUCUGUUGCCUGGCUUCCUGGACCUUGGUAGAGCUUAAAUGCCUCUAUACAAGUACAUUAUUUCUGCUUAAAGGACCACUAUACGCACCCAGACCACUUCAGCUUAAUGACGUGGUCUGGGUGCCAGGUCCCUCUAGUGUUAACCAUGCAGCUAAAAACUUAGCAGUUUCAGAGAAACUGCUAUGUUUCACUGAGGGUUAAUCCAGCCUCUAGUGGCUGUCUCACUGACAGCCACUAGAGGCACUUCCACGAUUCUCACAGUGAGAAGACUCUGGACGUCCAUAGGAAAGCAUUGAGAAAUGCCUUCCUAUGGGCGGUUUGAAUGCACGCGCAUCUCUGCUCUUGCCAUGCAUGCGCAUUCGGCGCCGAUAUCGGCAGGAGGAGGAGAGUUCCCCAGCGCCGAGGGAGCCCGACGCUAGAGAAAGGUAAGUGGCUGUAGGGGUUUUAACCCCUUCAGCCCAGUGGGAGUGGGACCCUGAGGGUGAGGGGACCUUAGGAUCCUAUAGUGCCAGGAAAAUUAGUUUGUUUUCCUGGCACUAUAGUGCUCCUUUAAUGAGAUCUGACGGUGGUAACUCUUAAAUCUUGUGAUCCUGUAAGCUUUAUUGAAUUCUUUAAUGAGGUGAGAAUUCAAGAUGAUGCAGCACAUAUGAUGAUACACCUGUAUCUCGUCUCUCCAACCAGGCUGUCCGUCCCAGAGCUGGUCUCUCACCACGAGCUGGAUACUGACGGAGACGGCUCACUUUCUGUCGAAGAGGCGCAGGUGAUAAUUUAUUUGGGUCUGUUUUUGGUUGUACCUUCUGCAGUUCUGUGUUAGAUGCACGCUGUAUACGUGUACUCCUAGGAGAUGUCUACACUCACACAAAAUAUUAAUUAAACACCAUACUCUUGUGAACUGAAAAAAAUAAAUUGCUAAAUGUAGCCAAAAAUAGCCACUUUGGAAAAAUCUCCAAUUUGGCUAUAUUCACAGAUUAGUGUUUGGUUUUUUGUCUGUAUUUUACAAUUUUCAGUCACUAAAAUGCAGUGGUAAUAUCUUAUUAAAUUACCCAGCUCCUUAUUAAAUCUGUAACACCUGCUAACAGUGAACUGUUAUGUAAUGUGUGUGUGUGUAUAUAUUACACACACCAUAAAUGAAUACAUUGAUAACUUAUCAAAUCUCUUAUGGCAUCCCACUGUGUUAAGAUAAUACAGCCAUGUUUUACAUCUUAUUCUACAACAGAUAUUUAGCAGUGGUUCAUCACCAACGCAAUUUCCCCUGCCCAAAUCAGACUUGCAUGACUGUGAGACAUCUGAUUUCAUUUUGCCCUCUUUGAUCGCUUGUUCUCCUUGUUAAGCUAUUUCUAAGCAUUUCCCUUGUCACUUACAGUCCAUCCUGGGAGGUUCAUAUUCUUUGGAUAGCAGCAGUUUCCAUGCUGACGUUUGGCCGCAGAUUCGAGACAAAUACAAAUCUGAGGUAAGUCGGUAUCGUCACAAACCUUUCCAAAUAUUUUGUUUUGUCUGAAGCCAACCAUAAUGUGCAUGUACAGGGGCAAUCUAAGCAACAAAAAACUACAGGUGCUGUAUUUAGCAAGUUCACUGUAGUAAUUACUUUACCUCGAGGGACUUUCUUAAACAUGGCUCUGCUACUCCCAUCAGCAGUGUUUAUGGGUACCUCAAAGAUUCCUGGGAGUUGUAGUAGUUGAGCCAAUAGCUGAACGAAUACUUUUAGGAAGUCAUAAUAUCAUGUACUAAAUAAAAUAUACAGUGAGGCGAUCCGCCGGCAGACCUUGGAAAGGAUUUCUGCAUUUAGAAUAUAUCCGUAAUGUAAAAGCAAAAUAAAUUCACAUGUCCUUAGUUUUCAGUGUGCUUCUACUACACCCAGAAAGGUUAACUGGAAAUGUGUCCAGCGUUGAUUACGUUAAACAUGAUACUGUUUACACAUACAAGUUUUACACAGUUUUUACUCAUUAUUUAAAAAAAAAAAAAAAAAAUUCUAAGCAUAUUUUGGCAAAAGGAAGUGGAUGCAGUCUUGUAACAUUUAGCUGCAGUUAGACUAUAUAAUAAGACUUGGCAUAUGAAAUGCAUUAAAAGAUCUUACAAAUCUAUGAUUCUGAUAUGAACAUUAAUAUUAUUCAGUUGUAAUCUAUUUUUAUAUAUAUAUAUUUUUAUAUUUUUUUUACUUUUACAGCAUUCAUCAGUAGAGAAACUAAAGAUAUCUUUAUAAGAUGCAAAUAUGGAUGCACUUGCUAUAGUUUACACAAUGAUUUAGUCUUUAAUAUUUCCGUUGAAUCCUCACCCGCCUUUCUCUGAAUUUCCCUGUAUUGUCCAGCAGAGUGCGCAGCCGCCACCACCACCACCAGCUCAGGUUGAAGAGGCAGCUGACACCCACCCUGAUUUUCACCCUGAGGAGGAGGAGGAGGAUAUAGAAGAAGGAGAUGAAGAGGACGACAGUGAUGAUGAUGAUGAUUCUUCUGAUCAAGACCACAGAGUUAGUGAUUUAUUUUCCUUCUCGUCACCAACCAGCUCUGGGCUGAUAUUGAUCUCUGGUUCUACUUCCUUCCCAGUGCUCCCAAAACACGGCUCUUCUACAGAGCAAGCUCUGUUAACAGCUUUAUUAAUCUGAAAUGGGCUCGAUAACGCACACUAUGCUGCUAUCAUGGUGUGUGCUUGAACUGUUUAAUUAAAAUACCUCUUGGGAGAGACAGACUAAUCAAGGUUACAAGACACGAGUCACAGACCCCCAUAGCACUAAUGCUAACCUUUUACCCCCUUCCCACACUCAUUUGUGUGAUUGUUUUUUUUGUUUUUUAAACUGAUGUUUAUGUAGAUAUUGCCACCAUGAUAAUGUUAUUUCAAAUAUUUUAUUUAUUCCUUUCCCCCGUCAGACAUUACCUACCAAGCCACAUGGAGAGGAUUCAGAGCUUCCACCAUAUGAUGAAGCCACUCAGACAUUGAUCGAUGGUGAGUAAAAAUAGAGAAGAAGGUACGGGGUUUGUUUGUUUGUUUUUGUUCUGAAGAUUUCUUACUUUUUUUUUUUUUUCAUUUUUAUAGCUGCUGACAAGGCACGUUCUCAAUUUGAAGAAGCUGAGAAAUCUUUUAAGGACAUUGAAGAUACAAUCAGGUGUGUUAGUAAAUGUCCUCAUUACCUAUUAUUGUAACCUAACUAUUAAAUUGUGACAUCGUAUUACAGUAACCCGGCUCCGGAGUGCCUUAUUACCCUGUAACAUCUUAUUACAGUAACCCGGCUCGUGAGUGCCUUAUUACCCUGUAACAUCUUAUUACAGUAACCCGGCUCCUGAGUGCCUUAUUACCCUGUAACAUCUUAUUACAGUAACCCGGCUCCUGAGUGCCUUAUUACCCUGUAACAUCUUAUUACAGUAACCCGGCUCCUGAGUGCCUUAUUUCCCUGUAACAUCUUAUUACAGUAACCCGGCUCCUGAGCGCCUUAUUACCCUGUAACAUCUUAUUACAGUAACCCGGCUCCUGAGUGCCUUAUUACCAUGUAACAUCUUAUUACAGUAACCCGGCUCCUGAGUGCCUUAUUAGCCUGUAACAUCUUAUUACAGUAACCCUACUCCUGAGCGCUUUAUUACCUCUUUUGAACUGGUUUUGUAUUUUCGUAGCUCUUCAUUGCCUCUUUACAUGCAUUUUUUUUCUGUUAGGAGUCUGGAGAAGGAGAUUUCUCUGGAUUUUGGACCAGAUGGAGAGUUUUCAUAUCUAUAUGGACCGUGUUAUGAACUUACUACAAGCGAGUAAGUGUUUGGAACAUUGCAUAGAUGGGACUUGGCAGGGAUUGGGGUGACAGGCUGUGCUCUCCAUAGUGGGAUUAUUAUGGUGUCUAGCAGAAGCUGGGGUGGAAGAGGAUGCUUUAUGGUAGAAUGUUUAGAACAUUGGUCCGGUAUGGGAGGAAUGGGAUGUGCUGCAGGGCUGAAUACUCAUUCAUGGCAAUUUGUGCAUUUAUUUUAAAAACUUUGAAAUGUGUUGCUUUCUCCUUCUUUUACAGAUAUAUUUAUCGCCUCUGUCCAUUUAACCGUGUAACACAGAAGCCAAAGAAUGGAGGAUCAGAAACAAACCUCGGGUAAGAAUUUAACUUCCCUAGCCUGUGGUGAUGACCCUCAUUAUGUGAUCGCAAUGGGUGCAUAUUGGAGAGAAAGGGAACUUUGAACCUCUCAGGCAUCAUGCAGCACAGAGAGGGAGCACCAGGGUUCUAGAUGUACAGAAUUAUAAUAUACCUCAAUGGGAUUGUAGGCACAAGGAAUGUACUUAUGUUCAUAUAAUCUCUAGAACAUGAUUUUGUUAAAGACCAUGUUAUUUAUCAUCAACAGGAUAUGGGGAUCCUGGGCUGGACCAGAAGGCAACAAAUUUACUGCAAUGAAGUAUGAGCAAGGCACAUCGUGCUGGCAGGGCCCUAACCGCUCUACACUGGUAAGACACAUCCCACUGUGUGCCCUUUUAGGGCAGCAACAACAAAUCUAUGGUUCCAGUGCCAUCACUGCUACUUGGAGACCACUGAAACUGUGGCACUUGGCCAGUAAAUGAUACCAUCAGGUAGCACAUGAAGCACUGUGGUGGCACAGAAACCAGAAGAUGAAAGUCUGGGGGAGGAGAGGAAGGGGGAGGCUUAAAUAUCUGGAAUUUACAGAAUUCCAGUGAAACAAAUUAAGAGAUUUGGCAAAAACAAGAUUCUUCCCAUUGUGUCCCCUCAGGUGAAGCUCUCCUGCGGUAAGGAAACAAUUGUCACCUCCACCUCCGAGCCAAGUCGUUGUGAGUACCUGAUGGAGUUCUACACUCCUGCAGCUUGCCAUCCACCUCAGCCCCCGACUGGAGAUCACGAUGAGCUCUGAUUUAGGUGUGAGUAUUCCUUAUUGUAAUGCCGGUCAUUAUGAGUUUACAGACACCUAUAUGUUUGGCUUCUUUAAAAUUUCUCUCAGAUAGAUGUAGUACUGAGCCAGACUAGAAGAAGGUCUGUUGGCUUGUCUAGAUGUAUAAAACUCUAACGUGACAUUUAUAGUUUGUGUGCGUGUUGUUUGUUAUAGAGAAAUAUUAAAUAACCUUUCCAGAACAGGAAUAGAAUAGAUCCAUUAAUCGGGGGUCUCCCAUAUUGGGCUAUUGGAUACGCAGUUUAGCAUGGCAUUGCUGAAUAUGUUGACGGCAGACAUAAUUCUGUUUGUGUAUUGUUGAAGAACCUGUAUGCUGAAUGUCUGAUCAUGUGUGAAACUGCAGCUUACAUGCACAAAAAUAGGUCUGAGCUUAGACGUAUAAUAUUUAUAUUUGGCAGAGGAACAAUUUUAACCCCCUUCUGAUGUUGGGGGUGUGUCUGCUUAUACCGGCAGAUACUUGUUUUUCUUUCCCUCUCCUGCACUUAUAAGCAACAAGUCUUUGAAUCAGGGGACACGUUGCACCGUAAGUUAUGCAGUGGAAUUACACCCUGCCACUGUACUUACCAUGAGUGGAACCGAUUCACAGCUGUCGAUAACUGGGUAAAACAUGGAGGCAUUUAGAGAAGGGCACUUCUCCCUAUAUCAUUCCCUGGCCUCUUAUUGUAAGAGGAAAGGCAGGAUUCAUCCAGCAAGUUAGAGAACCAGGUUUUUGCUUUACUGUGUGAAGACUUGGAAGGAGAUGCAGCCCAUACAGUGAUUUUGUUGUCCCUGCUUCUUGAACUUCUCCGCAUGUGGAACGGGUGGGGGUGUCUGACAAUAUUUAGUGCUUUCAUCAUAGAAUGGUGUAUUUUAUAGGUACUCAAAAUGUUACCAGGGCUGAAAAUAUCUUCUCUAGAACACAGUGAAUGAAUGUUCCUCAUUCAUAAUGUAAACACCCAUCUCACUAAUUGUAACAUUUCAUAUCUUUCCAGGCUUCAGGACCCUCCAGUACUAUCCAUUGGGACCCAAAAUGAUAUGACCAAUGUCAUGGAGUCCAAACCUCAUCUCAGUCCUGAACCAACCUUUUCCAAUUCCUACUGUCCUUCCCUCUCUAGAUAACUUCACCUUACCAUGGCACGGGCAACCAAAUGACACAUUCCAUCCAUGUUCAUCCACGUUCCCCUUUCCCCAGUAAGCUGCUGACCCCUCCACUGUACAUAAUGUUUUGGGGAAUGUUGUGAUGUUUUAUUAAAUAAAAAACACAUCUUUGUCUGAUAUUUUAUUUUUCUACUUUUACCAGAGCGCUCAGCCAGCAGACAGGAUGUAUAUAAGACUCAAGGGUUAAAGGCUUAC